CGGAAACACAUCCAACAUGUUAAAACAUUUGCAAAGCCAACACCCUUUCUUUUUUCAAACAACAGUCAAAGAAGUAAAAACAAAAAGUACAAAAAGGCCUUUAGAAGACUACAUCGAAUCACCACCCUCGACUUCAAUUCAUCCACCACAAAAAAAGGCUAAAACUGAUGCUGUAAAACAACAACCUAGUUUAUCAAAGUAUAUAGGAAUCAAAGAUAUAUUCGCUCGUAUUAAUUCAUUCAAAGAUGGAGGAUUUCAGUCUAAUCAAGUCUCAAACGCAAUCCUUUACAUGAUCUGCAAAGACAUGUUACCUAUAUCGAUUGUGGAAUUUGAAGGUUUCAAUAAAUUAAUGAGUCUUGUAGCACCUCUUUACAAAGUUCCAUCGAAAAGAACGAUGACUCGUAACCUGGAGGCUAGAUACGAGAUCAUGAAAAAUGCUUUUAUUCAAGAAUUAGAAAACAUACCUUAUUAUUGUUUAACUGCGGACAAUUGGACGGAUUCCUCAACUCAAAGUUACAUUGGUGUAACGAUACAUUACCUAAAUAAUUCGAAAAUGACAGGAAGAACAAUUGGGUGUUUCCCACUGUAUGAAAAUCAUACAUCUGAAUAUUUAUCAAAAUCAAUUGAGAAAAUAUUUAAUGAUUUCAAAAUCAAAAAAGAAAAAAUCACAGCAAUGAUCACUGAUGCUGCACCCAAUAUUAAAAAAGCUUGCAUAGAUUUACUGGGCAAGGACAAGCAUCUUAUUUGAGUUGCACAUGUUGUUUCGCACUUACUACCUACUGUACUCAGUAAUUUUAAAGAAAUUAAUUCCAUUAUCGAUAAAGUAAAAGCCAUUGGGACUCAAAUAAAACGUAGUAUACCAGCUUCUGAUAAGCUGAAGGAUUUGCAAUUGCAAGAUGGAAAGACUGAAGGUACAGUCUUAAAAUUCAAACUGGAUGUUCCAACUCGCUGGACUUCAAAAACCGAGAUGUUAGACAGAUAUAUUUUAUUAGAGUCAUACAUGUAUAGUGCUAUCAAUAAAUGCGCUAAGCCUUUAGAUCUUUUAACUAGGGAAGAAGUUAAAAUAUUAAAAGAUGUGUUACCUCUCAUGAAUACCAUCAAAUCAGUAAUAACAGAGAUUAGUGGCGAUGCUUACCCGACAGCCAGUUUAAUUAUACCAAUUAUCAACUGCAUGGAGAAGAAAAUUAAUUCGAUAAUUCCUGAAACAAACAUAGGAAUCGAGUUCAAAAACAGGCUGUUAACUGCUAUGGAAAAUCGCUUCAAAUAUUUAGAGCAGUCUCCUCUUGCAACCGCAACGUUAUUAGACCCGAGGUUUAAAAAAAUUCAUUUCAAGCAGCCUCUCGCUGUUUCAGCUACUUUAAAUCGAAUACGAAAUGACGUAGAAAAAGUCUAUGUAGCAAAAGAGAAACCGAUAGUUUUAAAUAAAACGAGUUCUGACAGCAUAUGGGAUGUCCAUGAUGCCAUUUUAGAACAAUCUGCAAAUCACAUGGCUCCUGUAAUUGAAGAAAAUUUAGAGGUCGACCAGUAUUUAAAGUUACCAUUGAUUCCAAGAUCCGAAAAUAUUUUUAUUUAUUGGAAAAACCUUAUAGACAGUUUUCCAGGAUUAAGCAACUACGCUCUACAAAAACUAGCAAUUCUUGCGACAAGUGUGUCUUCAGAGCGGUUGUUUUCUAAAGCUGGGAACAUUAAAAGGGAUCGACGAAAUCGACUGACCGCUGCGAGUAUCAUUUAUCAAGGGAUGAAGAUCUCUUCUAUAUAAGCAUAUAACUGCUAACAAGAGGUAAAUACCAGUUGAGAAUAUUUAAUGCUUCAGUCAGCAAAAAUAUAGUAAGUGUACAUUAAGGAAAUAUAUCAAUUUUGUACUUCAAAAAUCAUUUUGUACUUAAAUAAAUUGUAUAUAUAUA
Messenger RNA from Nasonia vitripennis (jewel wasp), 1904 nucleotides. Its product is annotated as zinc finger BED domain-containing protein 4-like. Gene Ontology annotation, molecular function: protein dimerization activity. NCBI's taxonomy places the organism in Eukaryota, Metazoa, Arthropoda, Insecta, Hymenoptera, Pteromalidae. Bases 17 to 748 code for a protein of 243 amino acids. The record is from RefSeq and is a predicted model, not a curated record. The transcript is spliced from 4 exons.